Messenger RNA from Mollisia scopiformis, 287 nucleotides. RefSeq lists its product as uncharacterized. The transcript has a single exon. Lineage: Eukaryota; Fungi; Ascomycota; Leotiomycetes; Helotiales; Mollisiaceae. The coding region runs from base 84 to 239 and encodes 51 amino acids. The record is from RefSeq and is a predicted model, not a curated record.
CCUACAAGUACAGCGCUUUUCCAACCCGCGAGAUCUUAGUCCGAGAAUUGAACCUUUCGGGGAUUUUAUACUCAGCUUCAGCUAUGUUCGCCCGCAUGCCCGAACACCGGAGAAGCCGUGCAAAGACCUGCUCCUCCGAAUGCCGACGAAGAGGUUGGAGUGGGCAAGAUCUUUCGACUUAUUCCCGGGAAGAGACGGAGACUGUUUCCAGUGGCAGUUUUAAAGUGGUCGGUUUAUGAUGUUGUCGAGGUUAUCGGUAGUUUGAAUGUUGUUCGCAGUCCCAUAAG